Molecule: messenger RNA, 1135 nt
Organism: Dacryopinax primogenitus
Lineage: Eukaryota; Fungi; Basidiomycota; Dacrymycetes; Dacrymycetales; Dacrymycetaceae
Product: FAD/NADP-binding domain-containing protein
Exons: 6
Coding region: 10-864 (284 amino acids)
Molecular function (GO): FAD binding; monooxygenase activity
Source: RefSeq, a predicted model, not a curated record
AAUCACUCAAUGAAAGUACUUAUUAUCGGAGCGGGGAUUGCUGGACCUGUGCUUGCCAUGGUGCUGAAGCACAAAGGCUUCGAACCGGUGAUCUACGAGCGUUAUGCAUCGGUCCCAGCUGGGGGACUGGCCCUUGCGUUGAGCGCCCAGAGCUUCAAAGUCCUCAACAUCAUUGGACUCGCCGAUGAAGCCGUCGAGCUCGGGGUCCAGACCGACGGUUUUGUACAACGUUCAGAAAUUACCGGUCAAAUCCUACAAGAGCGUUCGGGGCGGCAGCCCAUUCUCCGCGGGCAAACUGGGUGGCCGAUGACGGUAACGCUCAGAUCAAAGUAUUGCGACUUCAUCGUGAAGAAAGCCGAGCAAAGGAGCAUUCCCAUACAUUGGUCCAAGAAGCUUGUCGAUGUCAAGCAAGACGACGACAAGGUGAUUGCUGUGUUCGAGGACGGGACCACGGAUGAAGGUGAUCUUCUUGUUGGAUGUGAUGGACUUCACAGCAAGGUCCGCGAUGCAUUGUUCGGGAAGACGCCAGCCGAAUAUACGGGCGUCGUCGUGAUCGGCGGGUGGACUCCGUAUACAAACGAGCUUCAUCCGACUGGUCAGCUCACUUCCUUAUCCGUCUUCGGAAGAGGAUGUCACUUUUUCUCUUCUCCGACGGCAGAGAAGUAUUUCUGGGCUGUAACCAUGCCUGCCGAGGCUGAAAUGCUCGAAGACUGGAGAAUGGCAGGCAAACUUCAAAUUGGUGACGCAUUGGCAUCGGUUCCAGCUACGACAUGGAGUGGAGAUACCGGACGAAUCAUUUCGGGCUCGGACGAAGUUAUUCGUUUUGGUUUGUACUUGCGACCCAUACCCCCCCGUCUGGCAUAAAGGCCGUGCUGUCUUGCUCGGUGACGCUGCACAUCCGAUGACUCCGUUCCUCGGUCAAGGCGCGAACGUGACUGCGGAAGAUAUCUAUCAUCUCGUCAGAGCACUGGUCUUCAAUGGCCCACUGACAAACGACAGCAUUGAGAAGGCAUUCACCGAGUAUACCGCCAUCCGGCGGCCCAAAGCCGAGGCAGUUUUCGAGCAAAACAAGCGGGAGCUCGCCCAUAGGCUUGCGACUAGCGAGGAAGAGAUCAAAGCACGCGACGAGAUGAAG